Seriola aureovittata is the source of this 7817-nucleotide messenger RNA. Its product is annotated as A disintegrin and metalloproteinase with thrombospondin motifs 20. Gene Ontology annotation, cellular component: extracellular matrix. Gene Ontology annotation, biological process: proteolysis; extracellular matrix organization. The transcript has 39 exons. Lineage: Eukaryota; Metazoa; Chordata; Actinopteri; Carangiformes; Carangidae. Bases 321 to 6059 code for a protein of 1912 amino acids. Gene Ontology annotation, molecular function: metalloendopeptidase activity; zinc ion binding. The record is from RefSeq and is a predicted model, not a curated record.
CGUACUUGGCACUGAUCCCUCCUUUCAGUAUAGACUACAGUUUACAUUAGGCAGCAUUUUUUUUUUUAAAUAUUUCUUGUCAGGGGGAUGAAUGUGUCAUAAAUAGUUCGCGUUUAUAGAGGGUAGUGGAUGCAUGUUUAGCAAUGCGAUGAGGCCAGUGCACUUUGCAAGACUUGCGCUGCAGAGAGCCUCCGCGGAUCCCACGACCUGUUGCUGCUGACAAGCCGGGGGAAGGGAGAGGGAGCAGGGGAGCCGCUCGGGAGAGACAGAGGGUACUUGCCUUGGAGACGACAGCCUGGGUUACUUCAGCGGAGCAAAUCAUGCAGUUUGCAAUCUGGCUGGUUGGACUAAUGUGUCAUCUGUCAGCACUUGUCCGGGACACUUUGCAAUACCGAUUGCAUCCAAAACAAGAAAGCUUCAUCAAGCAGCUGUCAUCGUAUGAAAUCAUCACCCCGCUCCGUGUGAAUGACUUCGGAGAAUCAUUCCCCCACACAUUGCACUACAGAAGGAGACGGAGAAGUUUAAAUGACGACCUGUCGGGUUUACGGGUUCACUACAGGAUUGAUGCAUUCGGGGAACGCUUUCAUCUCAAUCUGACCGCGGACUCCGGCUUCAUCGCCCCCUCUUACACAGUGACACACUUGGGAGCGGAACAGAGCAACGGCACGGACUCCUACUUCCAGGACCCGGCCGAUAUGCGCCACUGCUUUUUCCGCGGACACGUCAACGCCAAGAGCGAGUACCCCGCCGUCUUCAGCCUGUGCACUGGCCUUAUUGGAACUUUUACGACACAACACGGUGAAUAUUUCUUGGAGCCGCUUUUAAAUGCUGCAGGGGAGGAAUAUGACGAAGAGCACAAUAAACCUCAUCUAGUCUACCGACAUGAGAGGAAGUGGAACGUUUCGAAAACCGACAACAACACGGAGACCUGUGCUGCCUCAGAGGACUCCAAGAGGCCGGUGUCUUUUGAGAGCAGAGGAAACAUGGGAGAGGAGCUGGACUCUCUUAGAACCACAAUAGAUGAUCAACACAUUUAUGAGAACAACUCCACCACCACACACUCCAGAUCCCCACGCCGACGCAAGCGCUUCCUGUCUUACCCUCGCUACGUUGAGCUGAUGGUGACAGCGGAUGCCAAAAUGGUGCGUCACCAUGGACGCAACCUAGAGCACUACAUCCUAACAAUCAUGUCAGUAGUAGCAGCAGUGUACAGGGAUCCCAGCGUAGGAAACCUCAUCAACAUCAUGAUUGUCAAACUAGUCAUCAUCCACAAUGAACAGGAAGGGCCCACAGUGAGCUUCAACGCUGCCACGACUCUUCACAACUUCUGUGUUUGGCAGCAAAGCCAAAACGUCCAGGAUGACAGCCAUCCCUCUCACCAUGACACAGCACUUCUCAUCACCAGGGAAGACAUCUGCCGUGCGAAAGAUAAAUGUGACACGUUAGGACUAGCCGAGCUGGGAACCAUGUGCGACCAGUACCGGAGCUGCUCCAUCAGCGAGGAAAAUGGAAUUAGUGCCUCCUUCACCAUCGCUCAUGAGCUGGGCCAUGUGUUCAACAUGCCUCAUGAUGAUAACCCAAAGUGUCGCGAGGCAGGCAUGAAGCACCAGUAUCAUGUCAUGGCUCCCACCCUCAACUACGACACCAAUCCCUGGUCAUGGUCCAAGUGCAGUCGCAAGUACAUCACGGAGUUCUUAGACACUGGAUACGGAGAGUGCCUCCUUGAUGAACCUGUGGGCAGGACGUACGAGCUGCCCACCCUCCUCCCUGGUCAAAUCUACAAUGCCAACAGACAAUGUGAACUGAUGUUUGGACCUGGAUCCCAAAUUUGCCCCUACAUGAAACAGUGCAAGAGGCUGUGGUGUACGAGUGCAGAAGGGGACCAUAAGGGAUGUCGCACACAGCACAUGCCACUGGCUGAUGGGACUGACUGUGGACAUGGAAUGUAUUGCAGACACGGAAUGUGUGUAAACAAGGAGUUGGACCUGCAGCCAGUUCAUGGGGAGUGGGGUCCCUGGGGGCCCUACAGUGUUUGCUCCAGGUCCUGUGGUGGAGGAACCCGAAGCACCGCCAGAGACUGCAACAAGCCUGAGCCCAGAAACGGCGGUAAGUUCUGUGUGGGUCGCAGGAUGAAGUUUCGCUCUUGCAACACUGAGCCAUGUCCGCGAGGCCGGAAAGAUUUCCGCGAAGAGCAGUGCUCGCAGUUUGAUGGCAAGCACUUCAACAUCAACGGUCUACCUCCAACCGUCCGCUGGGUGCCCAAGUACAGUGGCAUACUUAUGAAGGAUCGCUGUAAGCUCUUCUGCCGGGUUGCUGGGACCAUGGCAUAUUAUCAGCUGAAGGACCGCGUCAUCGACGGCACGCCGUGUGGGCCAGACACUUACGACAUCUGUGUUCAAGGCCUCUGCAGGCAAGCAGGCUGCGACCACGUCCUCAACUCGAAGGCCAGGAAUGACAAGUGCGGAGUGUGCGGCGGGGACAACUCAUCGUGUAAAACCCUGGCGGGGACCUUCAACGAUGCACAGUAUGGUUACAACACAGUGGUCCGGAUCCCAGCUGGAGCCACCAACAUUGAUAUCAAACAGGUCAGCUACUCUGGGAAGCCAGAAGACGACAACUACCUCGCAUUAUCUGACAGCCAGUCCAACUCCCUCCUGAAUGGGAACUUUGUGGUGGCCAUGUUCAAAAGGGAAAUCACCUUCAAGGGAACCGUCAUUGAGUACAGCGGCUCGGACACAAAAGUAGAGCGCAUCAACUGCACCGACCGCAUCGAGGAGGAGCUCGUCCUGCAGGUCUUGUGUGUGGGAAACCUCUACAACCCAGACGUCCGUUACUCCUUCAACAUACCCAUCGAGGAACAUAGGGAGCAGUUUGUGUGGGAUCCUUCAGGCUCCUGGCUCGAGUGCAGCCGCAUCUGUCAGGGUGAGCGGAGGCGGAAGUCAGUGUGUGUGCGUAAGAGCGAUCACCUCGAGGUAUCCGACCAGCGCUGUGAACAUUUACCUCGUCCCGUUGCUGUCACUGAGCCCUGCAACACCGACUGCGAAGUCAGGUGGCAUGUUGCUGGAAAGAGCGAAUGUUCUGCUAAAUGUGGUCCGGGCUACCGCAGCCUGGACGUUCAGUGUAUGAAGUACAACCUGGUGAAGAGACAGAGUGAGAGGAUGGAGGCCGGCAUGUGUGGAGAAGUUGCAAAACCUCAGACCAGAGAGCCCUGCCAUGGGGACUGUCUGCUGAAGAACUGGCAGUACAGCGCCUGGUCACAGUGCUCAAAGACAUGUGGACGCGGGAGCCGUAGCAGAGAGUCUUACUGCAUGAACAACCUGGGCAGACGGCUGAUAGACAGGGAGUGCAAUGAGUACCAGAGGGUGGUGACUGAAACCUGCAACGACCAGCCGUGUCCGAAGUGGACCGUGAGCGAGUGGAGCGAGUGCCUGGUGACUUGUGGGAAAGGGAUGAGACACAGGCAAGUGUCCUGCAGCAUGGGGGCCGGGGAGGAAAAGCUGAGCGAGCACUUCUGCGACCUGUCAAGCAAACCUCAAGCCGUGGGCAACUGCGAGCUGCCCGAGUGUGCAUCCUGGCAGGUCGGCGUCUGGGGAGCGUGUGCGGUGACCUGUGGUCAUGGCUACCAGAUGAGAGCUGUGAGGUGUGUGUCGGGGGACUAUGGUGACACAGUAGAUGACAGAGAGUGCAAUGCUGCGGCGAGGCCCAGAGACAGUCAGGACUGUGAGAUGCCAGCGUGUCCCUGGGCCUCUCCGGCACAAAGCACACCUCGUCCCGACAACUCAGCCCAGCUCCUGACUCAGUGGAGAUACGGCUCCUGGACUGCGUGCUCUGUGUCCUGUGGCAAGGGGAAGCGAGAGCGUUACGUCAGCUGCAGAGAUGCCCAGGGAGGGGUGGCGGACGAGUCAUACUGCGCCCACCUGUCGCGCCCACCAGAGUCCUCCGCCUGCUUCAGCCCCUGCGGCCAAUGGCGUGCCGGCGAGUGGUCUCCCUGUUCAGUCACAUGUGGCGCGGGAAGAACCACCAGACAGGUGGUCUGCUCUAACUACCACCAGCCAGUGGACCAGUCUUUCUGUGACCCGGAUGAAAAGCCCGUAACAGAACAGGAGUGUACCGCUGCACCCUGUUCCUCCAUCUACCACCGCCAGCGCAUCAACGACCAGCCCUACGGCUAUCCCCAGGACCCAGGGCGCCAUCCUGGGCACAGCAGCUGGAACGUGCCCUCAGCAGACAACCAGUGGAGGACUGGACCCUGGGGCGCAUGUUCCAGUACCUGUGCAGGAGGCUUCCAGAGACGAGUGGUGGUCUGUCAGGACGCUGACGGACGCAGCAACAGCUACUGUGAUGAGAGAGUCAAACCUGCCGAGUCCAAGAGCUGUGACUCAGGGCCCUGCCCUCUGUGGAACUACGGUGUCUGGGGAGAGUGCACCCAGACCUGCGGUGGAGGAAGGAGGACUCGCCUGGUGGUGUGUCAAAGGCCCAACGGUCAGAGGCUCAACGACUACAACUGUGACAUCCUGGAGAAACCGCUCGACAUGGAGCAGUGUAACCAGCAGCCCUGCCCAGGCUCCGCCUCCUGGCACCGCCGACCAUGGAAGCCGUGUUCAGUGACUUGUGGUCGGGGGACCAAGAAGCGGGAGAUAGCCUGUGUUCUUCAGAACCAAACCAAGAUAGAGGAGGAGCACUGCAGUCAUCUGCCUCGGCCGCGAACACAGAAGGCCUGCCGGGCGCGGGGAUGCCCCAGUUGGAAAGCCAACAGGUGGAGGGAGUGCUCUGUCACCUGUGGAGUCGGAGUUCAGGAGCGAGAUGUUUACUGCAGGCUAAAGGGCACCGGAUUAGUACGGGAGGAUCUCUGUGAUGCUCGCCAGCGGCCCGCUGCCGCCCGACCAUGCCAAACUGCAGAAUGCACACAUUACUCUUGGGUCGCUGGUGAAUGGGAAGAAUGUAAUGCAACCUGUGGAGAAGGCAUGAGGAGCAGGAAGGUGGGGUGUAUGGGCCCAGGGAUGACACCCGUCCAGGAUGAUUACUGUGAGCCAUCGACCCAGCCUCCGUCACAUCAGCACUGCAAGGCAGCUCCCUGCCACUACAUAUGGAUCACAGGGGAAUGGUCUCAGUGCUCUGCCAGCUGUGGUGUUGGCUACCAGCAGCGUAUCGUCUCCUGCUCCGUGGUUCCCUCCUCCCAGGCUGCGCACCCAUACGCUGCUGCCCAGUCCUCCUCUGCCAGCACCCACUGCCCAGAGCCUCACCCUCCUGGCACCCGGCCGUGCCUUCUCAGGGACUGCCCGCACACAACCUACUGGAAAGUUGGCCCGUGGAGCAAGUGCUCACAGACCUGUGGCGCAGGAGUGAUGGAGCGCAGAGUGGAGUGUGUGACCUCCAAAGGCCAACCGUCCAAACACUGCCGUCCAUCAGAAAGACCCGAGUCUCAAGCUGCAUGUCAAGACAGAGAAUGCCAAUUGUUCGCCUCCUGCCGAGAGGUCCAGAUGAGACAGGGUGUGAGGAUAGAUGGUGAAUACUAUCUCAAAGUCAAGUCCCGGAUCCUGCAGAUUUACUGUGCCGAGAUGCAGACUGAUUUCCCCAAGGAGUACGUGACCUUGCGCAGCGGUCAGACGGACAACUUCUCAGAGGUGUAUGGACACCGGUUGCUGAACCCUUUUGAAUGCCCGUAUAACGGCAGCCGAAGACAAGACUGCGACUGUAGGAAUGACUACUCAGCAGCGGGAUACACACUCUUCCACAAAGUUCGUCUGGACCUGAGCUCUCUGAGGAUAAUGAUCACAGACCUCCAGUUUUCCCAGACUCUUCUUGGUCGACCUGUGCCCUUUGCUACAGCAGGAGAUUGUUAUAGUGCAGCCAAAUGUCCACAGGGACAGUUCAGCAUCAAUAUGAUUGGCACUGGCCUCAAAGUGGCUGAGACCACCAAGUGGACAUCUCAGGGCAACUAUGUUUCCGUCAAAGUCCACAGAUCUGAGGACGGAACAAGAAUCUACGGUCGCUGCGGUGGUUUCUGUGGGAAGUGCAUUCCCCAGGCUCACAACGGCCUGCUCCUUGAAGUCCACUGAGGGCCAUGCAGAGACCAAACCCCUAAAUCUACCCUGAAGACAGUAGCCCAGGAACAUGCAAUAACAGUGAUUUGUUUGAGCCUGUAGUCAUCUGUGAGUGUGGUGGUGGAGCAUUUAACAGUAAUCAUUCUAUAGUAACAUCCCCAGUUCCCAAAUGGCAGCUAAAACAUACAUGACACUAACCACCGUGCAGUACUCCAGGGCCGCUGUCGGGUCCUUCAUCCAAACUGCUAACUCUGAAGAGGAUCCGGCUGCAGUAUAUUUGCGUGCCAUCAGUGUUGCAGUGGCUAUCGAACACACCUUCGCUUUGAAACCUAGAAUGCUUUUUGUUCUGACACUGUUUUUUAUCAUCAUGCAAAGGGAUACAGUUCCUCAAAACAUUGGGAGAGCAACAACACAAACAGUAGAAAAACCCUAAUAGACACAUCCUCUCUGUUCAAGAAGCAAAUCCUCAUUUAAAAAAACAGCAUUCUCUUGUGGUACUUGUGGAAAUGAAGUGUAUUUUGUAAAAAAAAAAAAAAAAAAAUUCAAGAAUUCCAUCAUGAAAUACCUGGAACUAAACUUGUUAUAUGUGACCUUCCAUGGUACAUAGUUAUUUCUAUCUAAAGCUCUUGUAAGCGUUUAGUUGACACUUAUCUAACUGACUUGCAAUCAAUGAGACAUUAUAAAAAAUCAACAUACUGUAUGUAUGUAAUAAUCACUGCAGUCCUCUAGUAAUGAAGAGGUGCUACAGACAGGCAUCAGAGUAGAAUGUGAGGUAUGGCUUUGUUAUUGUUUUACAGUAUGACAGCUAUUAGGGUGAUAUAAAAAUAUGUAAUACAAAAACAAAUUUUUUUUUUUUUUUUUGCGACUACUGAGAAAAUCUUGGCCUUAAAGGAAUAGUUCAACAUUUUGACAUUUAUGUUUGUUUACUUUCUGGUUAGAUGAGAAUUUGAAUACCACUCUCAUGUCUGUCCGCUAAAUAUGAAGCUACUGCCAGCAGCUAGUUAGCUUAGCUUAGUGUAUUUCCCAAACUGUCUAACUAUUCCUUUAGUGCGCAAGACUUAUAGAAAGAGUAAUGUGGCAAAUUUAGUAACUACUGAUGUCCUCCCAGACCUGCCUUAUCUCAGAGGUCAAACUUUAGGAGAACGUUAACAUUAAUGUUAACAUGAACUCAGAACGUUAGGAGCCGUUAGAGCAAGAGCAGAUCAUUUUAGUAUUCAUUUUUUGUGUGUUUGUAACCUGUCUGCUGUCAUUCUCCUGUCAGUCAUUUCACCAAACUACUGAAACCUGUGUAGACAGUCCACUGACUGACAUAGAGGCAAUGUAAACACCAGUGCUGUGAGGAAAUAACUGACAUUUUUCAAUAUUUCCUAGUGUUUAAGUACAGUUUAAAAGUUUUCCAUGGCUUUUUUUAAACCAUGAGGAUUGUUGUAUUUUUUAAGAAAUUUAUUAGUGUUAUUUUAAUUACGUCACACAGACAAGUUCUCAUCUGUUACGCCGUGACACAGUAUCAGGUGUGAUGUCUCAUGUCACACCCUCCAUCGGGCCUGCUGUAGGUACCUGCAACCCCUACCUCUCACAAACACCCAUACUCUACUGAGAUAUGUGUUGUAAUAUAUUUAUGUCUGACCAUAUUUAUUCUAUAUUGACUUGUAGAUACAUUCUGUGUUUUAAGGUACAAUGACUACUACCAACAGGGAAGCCAUUGUCUGAUGUUUUUGUCAUACAUCUGCUUUGCUAAAAAAAAAAAAAGAAAAAAAAAAAAAAGAUAUUAGC